AAAAUGGGAAUCAAUAUUACACGUUUGACAUCGUCAAGUACAACCAUGUCCUCCUUUGCUUUCCUUUUGCUUUGCGUCCAAGCUUGCUUGGUACAGAAUGUAUUCAGUCAGUGCCUUGGUGCAGGACCAAUCGGCUAUGGUCCAGGAAUUGCCAACGCAGCUGCCUUAGCUCCAGGUUUCGGGCCGUACGGCUAUGGCGCUGGCCUGGCUGCUGCACCAUUCGGUGUAGCGCCAAUGGCUGUUGAGCUCGGCGGGCUGGGAGCAGGUUUGGCUCCGGCCGCUAUAGAACUCGGCGCGUAUGGCGGAGCUGGCGUCGGUGACGUUGCGGUCGCUGGUGAGAUGCCAGUUGCUGGCACCACCCUCGUCGCUGGACAGGUGCCAAUCCUCGGAGCUGUGCGCUUCGCUGGUGAUUUACCAGCCGCUGGCACUGUCACCAUCUCUGGCAGAUGCGGAUGCGGAUGCAACCGUGGUCCUUACUACUACUAGUCAAAAGCGUAUUACUUUAUUGUUGUUUAUUAAUAAAUAUUAUUGUAAGAAACUUUGUCGCAAUGGUUUACGGUUAGGUAAGUACUUGCUCACAAACUCAAAUAAAAUAUUUUAUAAUAUU
Molecule: messenger RNA, 607 nt
Organism: Pararge aegeria (speckled wood butterfly)
Lineage: Eukaryota; Metazoa; Arthropoda; Insecta; Lepidoptera; Nymphalidae
Product: chorion class CA protein ERA.1-like
Exons: 2
Coding region: 4-486 (160 amino acids)
Biological process (GO): chorion-containing eggshell formation; multicellular organism development
Cellular component (GO): egg chorion
Molecular function (GO): structural constituent of egg chorion
Source: RefSeq, a predicted model, not a curated record